Camarhynchus parvulus is the source of this 1653-nucleotide messenger RNA. RefSeq names its product L-threonine dehydratase catabolic TdcB-like. Gene Ontology annotation, biological process: L-threonine catabolic process; L-serine catabolic process. The transcript is spliced from 12 exons. The coding region runs from base 1 to 1653 and encodes 550 amino acids. The record is from RefSeq and is a predicted model, not a curated record. Lineage: Eukaryota; Metazoa; Chordata; Aves; Passeriformes; Thraupidae. Gene Ontology annotation, molecular function: L-serine ammonia-lyase activity; threonine deaminase activity.
AUGGUCAGCCCUCGGGGUCCCCCCAGGGCCAGGCCCACGGACGUGACAACCCCUGGACCCCUCCUGCCUCCUUAUGCUGUCGUAGUUGGAGUUUUGCUUCGCCUCGUUGUUUAUUUAGUCGCUGUGCUGUAUAGUUAUGCUGAGCAGCUGUUCUUGAAAAAGGAUGACAAUAAAAUAAAGAAACAAGACAUCCCAGCAGUUUGUGAUCUUCACCGCUGUAAGGAUGUCCCUGUAAGAAAUGGCCUUAUUGGGCAGAAGCCACCCUCUAUCAACCCUGAGAGACUGAAGGAUUUUGGUGAGGAGGAUUACCUGAAUGGGCAUGUGAAGACCUGGGAAAUGAAGAUAGUGAGCCGGAAUGAGGAGUUACUCAGGGGUGCCCUUUCCUGCAUCCCUCAGCCAAGCAGUAGGACCAGCCUGGCAAGCUGUAACAGGCUGAUUCGGUUUGAAGACAUUAGUGCAGCAGCCUUCAAAAUCCAGUGUGGUGUUCAGAAAACCCCCUGCAUGUAUUCUAGGCUAUCCAAGCAGUAUGGAAUGGACAUCUACCUGAAGAAGGAGUUCCUCCAGUACACAGGCUCUGUGAAGGAACGAGGUGUACUUUACCUUCUGAUGUCAUUGCCUCAGGAGCAGCAAAGAAAAGGGGUGAUCGUGGCCUCAGACAGCAACUUCUCCAUGGCUGUUGCUCACCACGCCUCAGAGCUCCGUGUGCCCGUGUUUGUGAUCCUGUGCACCAGCACGGCCCCGGCCCGGGUGAGGAUGUGCCGCGACUACGGCGCCAUGGUCAUCUCCUACGGCACCACGGCCAAGGACUCCCAGCUGCACGCGCGGAGGCUGGCACAAGAGAAUGGCUACCUCUACCUGGAAGAGGAGGACAGUGCUGUGUACCUGUCAGGCCUGGGGACCGUGGGGCUGGAGAUGUACGAGCAGGUGCCAAAGCUGGACGCGGUGAUUUUCCCUGCAGGAGGCCACUGUGGCUUGCUGGCAGGGUCAGCUGCUGCACUCAAACACCUCAACCCACAUAUUUCUGUAAUUGGAGUUGAAUCAGAAAGUUUCCCAGUAUUGCAACAGUCCUUAAAAGCUGGCCACCCAAAUGACGACCAGGCCUGCAACAAUCAUCACUUCUAUGGAGAUGUGAGUGGAGCUUGCUUUGGCAGCAAUUCUUUGCAGCUGACUGGGAAGCUUGUGGAUAAAGUUGUUGCUGUGAGGGAGGAGGACAUCCUCAUUUCAAUGCUGAGGCUGCUGGAGUACGAGCGAGCCACGGUUGAUGCAGAAGGGGCCAUUGGGCUUGCAGCACUGGUGGCAGGGAAGCUGCCUGAGUUGAAGGGUAAAAGAGUGGCAGUUGUUAUAUGCAGUGGAAACCUGGAAUUACAUUUGCUGCAACAGUGCAUAGCUCGUGCCCUGACCCUGGAUAACAGAGUGUGCAGAUUUUCCCUUGUGCUUUCUGACUGCCCAGGAGACAUGUCAAAGCUACUGGAGAUUUUGGCUCGGGAGGAAGCAAGGGUUUUGGAUAUCAAACAAGAACGCACAUUUGUGACAUCUGAGCUCUUCACUGUCGAGGUGAUCUGCACUGUGGAGACCAGAGACAAGAUCCACACAGCCCAGCUGAGGAAUGCGGUCCUGGAACGCUACCCCACAGCUGCCUGGACUGAGCGGUGA